Molecule: messenger RNA, 2046 nt
Organism: Linum trigynum
Lineage: Eukaryota; Viridiplantae; Streptophyta; Magnoliopsida; Malpighiales; Linaceae
Source: the annotation of a GenBank genome assembly
AUGAUUGAUACCUCUUUCUCUUUGAAGUUUGGAAGGAAAGACUACAAAAACUCGAGCCCCAUAGAAAAAAAGAAGAAGAAAACUACUCUGGUAACUGGGUGGUCGGGAAUAGAUGUUGAAGAGCAAGCCCGAGAUUCGGACGGAACAUCAGGGGAAAGUCUCGGGCGGAAUGAAUUCCUGGCAAAUCUGAAAUCUGGGACGGCGAGGUCAUCUUUGUUUGACAACUUUCUGAAAGAUUUUCUCAAGGAGUCUGGGGCUCUAGAUUCUGUCAAGUUCUUCCCUCCGAUGCUUGCCGAUGGAAGAUCUUUGAAUUUGCUUAAAUUGCUUUUGGCCGUGAGGGAGAAAGGUGGGAAUGGUGUUGUGUGUAGGGACGGGUUGUGGAAUUCUGUUGCUGAAGAUUUGGAGUUGGACUCCAGCUUUGGACCGACGUUGAAAUUAGUGUAUGUUGAGUACUUGUUCGAUUUAGAGAAGAAGUUGGAGAGUCUUGUUGUCGAUAAUAAGGACUUGAACGAGAAAUCGAGAAAUAGUGGCGGGUGUGAGGUUUCGAUGUCUUCAGGGGAUAAAUUGAACGGAAUCUUAUCUGAGAUGCAGAAGUUGAAGUAUUCUGGAUUAGAAUCUGAUUGCAGUCCAAGUAUGGAAGCUGAUUCAGUUUAUGGCGAGCAAUAUUCUAGUUAUACGGACUCUGCAAGGAGUACAGUUGAUGUUGUGGAACCAAGGAAGUUGAUAGGGGAACCGGUGAAUAGGUUUGUAAUGGAUUCUUCUAUUUGUGGGGACAACAACAACAACCGCAAAUAUGUUGAUGAAAGCAUGCCAUCUGGUUCUACCGGAAGCAUGAAAGUUGGAGAUGAGGAGGAUGUCAAAAGUGCUGUGGUUGGAACAGAUGAGAUGGAUAAAGGGAGCGAUGACGAGGGUGCUGAUGACAUGGACUGCGAUAAGAAUGUUGUUGAAGAACCAGUUUCUUCUCGUAAGAGGAAACGAGGGUCGAAAUCUGAAAUGCUAAAUUGGCUUUACAGGAUUGCCAGAAAUCCCUGUGAUCUUACAGUUGAGCAAUUACCAGACAAGUCUAAGUGGAAGUUGUACGGGAGUGAAAAGCUGUGGAAGCAGGUUUUAUUGGCUAGGGAGGAAUUGUUCGAUAAGCGAGAUGUAAUGUCAAGUCCUGCUUCCAACGGGCAGGAAAACAGGAAGAUGCAUCCUUGCAUGUAUGAAGAUCACAUUGGAACCAAUUACAAUUUCAGAGAGAGAUCAAAAUGUAAAAAUAAUCUUGCCUCACCUGGGGCAAGAUUAUCCAAGAAAGGACACACCUGCCGGUCAUAUUCCUCUCUUACUACUCACAACGGGUCAGACUCUUACACGCAAGGAGCAUGUGGUGCUGGUGAUUCCUCUUUGGAAUAUUAUUCUUUCGUGGAACUUCCAGCAGAGAGCGCAAUCCCUGUGGGCCCAGCUUUUCAGGCUGCAGUACCAGAGUGGAUUGGUGGUGGCGUCGCUUCUGAAAGUGAAACAAGGUGGUUGGGUACUCGGGUUUGGCCUCCGCUAUCCCUGCCCAGCAAACUUAUCAUCGAGAGAGAGCCUAUUGGCAAAGGAAGGGUUGACUCGUGUGGGUGUGAAGUGCCAAAAUCAGUGGAGUGUGUGAGGUUUCACAUCAAGGAGAGAAGGCUGAAAUUGAAGCGUGAACUAGGGAAAGCAUUCUACGACUGGAGCUUCGAUAGGAUGGGCGAAGAAGUCAAAGCCAACUGGUCGGAAGACGAAGAGAAGAGGUUCAUGGCUAUAGUGGGUGGGGUCAAUCUCCCAUCAUCAGGUAGGUGUUUCUGGGAUGAGAUAAUCAAGCAGUUCCCUAGGAAGAGAAGGGAAGAUCUGGUGAGCUAUUACUACAAUGUAUGUCUCUUGUGCCGAAGAGCAUACCAGAAUCGGUUUACCCCCAGUGGGAUUCGUAGCGAUGAUGACGACAGCGAAGAAGAUGUAGACGAGUCUGGGUUGAGAGUCAAUGGUUCUUCUAGGCAUUCUGCAUCCAUCUUGGGCUCUGCAAAGAAGUCGAGGAAAAAACGGUGA